ACAGGGGCGGCACUGGCACCGGCCGGGACAGCUGGGUCCAAAGGAGCAAAGGGACACAGACCUGCGGGCCCCAUGGCUAAGGAGAGGGGGCCACAGAAGGGGCCCGCGCUCCAGAAUGCUUCGGGCCUCCAGGAUAGCUUGUUCUCCUCUGAAAGUGACAACAGCCUGUACUUCACCUACAGUGGCCAGCCUAACACCCUGGAGGUCAGAGACCUCAGCUACCAGGUGAAAAUGGCCUCCCAGGUGUCUUGGUUUGAGCAGCUGGUUCAGUUCAAGAUGCCUUGGACAUCUCGCCACAGCCAAGAUUCCUAUGAGCUGGGCAUCCAAAACCUGAACUUCAGAGUGAGAAGUGGGCAGAUGCUGGCCAUCAUAGGGAGCUCAGGCUGUGGGAGAGCCUCAUUGCUGGACGUGAUCACCAACCGAGGCCACGGUGGCAAGAUUAAGUCAGGCCAAAUCUGGAUCAAUGGACAGCCCAGCACACCUCAGCUGGUGAGGAAGUGUGUGGCCCACGUGCGCCAGCAUGACCAGCUGCUCCCCAACCUGACCGUCCGAGAGACCCUGGCCUUCAUUGCCCAAAUGCGCUUGCCCAGAUCCUUCUCUCAGGCCCAGCGUGACAAAAGGGUGGAGGACGUGAUCGCCGAGUUGCGGCUGCGGCAGUGUGCAGACACACGCGUGGGCAACACGUACUUGCGGGGGGUGUCGGGGGGCGAGCGGAGGAGAGUCAGCAUUGGGGUGCAGCUCCUGUGGAACCCAGGGAUCCUCAUUCUGGAUGAACCCACCUCUGGGCUCGACAGCUUCACGGCCCACAACCUGGUGAAGACCUUGUCCAGGCUGGCCAAGGGCAACAGGCUGGUGCUCUUGUCCCUGCACCAGCCCCGCUCGGACAUCUUCAGGCUGUUUGACUUGGUCCUGCUGAUGACGUCUGGCACCACUGUCUACUUGGGGGCAGCCCAGCACAUGGUCGAGUAUUUCACGGCCAUCGGCUACCCCUGUCCUCGCUACAGCAACCCUGCUGACUUCUAUGUGGACUUGACCAGCAUCGACAGGCGCAGCAGAGAGCAGGAAGCGGCCACCAGGGAGAAAGCCUGGUCGCUUGCCGCCUUGUUUCUAGAAAAAAUACGUGGCUCAGAUGACUUUCUGUGGAAAGCAGAGGUGAGGGAGCUCGACGUGGGCACUUGCGCAGCGAGCCCGGCCCUCCCACAGGACACCAGCAGCCUCCGGACUCCCACUGAGCUGCCUGGGGCAGUGCAGCAGUUCAACACGCUGAUCCGUCGUCAGAUUUCCAACGACUUCCGAGAUCUGCCAACCCUCCUCAUCCAUGGGGUGGAGGCCUGUGUGAUGUCCCUGACCAUCGGGCUCCUCUAUUAUGGCCAUGGGGCCACCAAGCUCUCCUUCACGGACAUGUCAGCCCUCUUGUUCAUGAUUGGCGCUCUCAUCCCCUUCAACGUGAUUCUGGAUGUCAUCUCCAAAUGUUACUCGGAGAGGGCAAUGCUUUACUAUGAACUGGAGGAUGGGCUGUACACCGCUGGUCCGUAUUUCUUUGCCAAGAUCCUAGGGGAGCUCCCAGAGCACUGUGCCUACACCAUCAUCUAUGGGAUGCCCACCUACUGGCUGGCCAACCUGCAGCCGAGCCUCAAGCCCUUCCUGCUGCACUUCCUGCUGCUGUGGCUGGUGGUCUUCUGCUGCAGGAUCAUGGCCCUGGCCACCUCGGCCAUGUUCCCCACCUUAUACAUGGCCUCCUUCUGUGGCAACGCUAUUUACAACUCCUUCUACCUCACCGGGGGCUUCAUGAUAAGCUUGAACAACCUGUGGACAGUGCCUGCGUGGAUUUCCAAAGUGUCCUUCCUGCGAUGGUGCUUUGAAGGGCUGAUGCUGAUCCAGUUUGGCGGGCGUGUUUACAGCACGCAGGUGGGCAACGUCACCAUCUCGGUCCCGGGGGAUGCGAUCCUCGAUGCUAUGGACCUGAACUCGUACCCGCUCUUGACCAUCUACGUCAUCAUCAUCGGCAUCAGCGGUGGCUUCACGGUCCUGUACUAUGUGUCUUUAAGGUUCAUCAAACAGAAAUCUAGUCAGGACUGGUGAAUCGUGCCCAGGCUCCCCGCUGGUGGGGGACUAAAGUGGACCCUUCAGCUGCACUCCCUUCCCCCUUCCCG
Messenger RNA from Lemur catta (Ring-tailed lemur), 2153 nucleotides. It is a transcript of the gene ABCG8, whose product is annotated as ATP binding cassette subfamily G member 8. The record is from RefSeq and is a predicted model, not a curated record. Gene Ontology annotation, molecular function: ATP hydrolysis activity; ATP binding; ABC-type transporter activity. Bases 73 to 2082 code for a protein of 669 amino acids. NCBI's taxonomy places the organism in Eukaryota, Metazoa, Chordata, Mammalia, Primates, Lemuridae. The transcript has 13 exons. Gene Ontology annotation, cellular component: plasma membrane. Gene Ontology annotation, biological process: cholesterol homeostasis.